AUGCAGAUACAAAUCCAAAAGGGCAAUCCAAAGAGACGUGGUCGAGGCAGGCAGAGAGUCAAGGAACCAAGAGAUCAGGCCAAACAAGAAGGGGAGGACAACCAGAAAGAGGGACAGUUUGAGACGGUGGACUCCACCCUUCCAUCUGCUAGCCAGGCUGGUCUGACACUGGAACCAGUGGCCUAUCACUCCCCAAACCAGCGUUACCUCUAUAUCGACACACCGAUGUUUGGCCGCAGCCUCUUGGUGGGGAAAUAUGCCAACAUCCACGUGUACUCAGCCACGCCCUCCUACCUGCGCAUCAAAUACCUCAACUACCUGGUGCUCUCCAAAGGGAAGGUGGUGUAUUUCAAAAGUGUGGACUUUGUCUCCAGCGCUGAUGACAAACAGACGCUGAACUUCCUGGUGAUGACCUCCAUGGUGCCAUCCAUCCGGCUGCUGGUCUACUACGUCCUGCAUGGAGAGGGAACCACCGAGCUGGUGGCCGACUCUGUCUGGAUGGAUGUCAAAGACAACUGUGUUAACGGACUCCAGGUUGGUGUCUCUGUUGGACAACAACAAACCUUCAGACCAAAGAAAAAUAUUAACCUGGAUGUCAGAACCAAUCAGGACGGCCUGGUAGCCCUGUCUGCAGUUGACUCUGCCCUUUUCACCCUCCGGCCCAACUACAGAGACCCUGUUACUAUGGUCCUGCGUCACAUCGAGCACAGCGAUCAGGGCUGUGGAGGAGGGGGGGGCAAAGACAAUGCAGACGUCUUCCGAUUGGCUGGCCUCACCUUCAUGACCAACACCAAUGCCAAUCCUUCAUCCAACAGUGAGCCGUGUACAGCUGCUGUACGUUCUAAACGAGCUCUGACUUCAGAGGAAAAAGUAGCUAAAGCCAGAGCUUACGGCCCGUUUAAGGUGUGCUGUGAAAGGGGCAUGAAGCACAUCCCAAAAGUCAUGACCUGCCAGCAGCUAGCCGAGCAGAGCGUCAGGAAACCCAAAAACGAGCUGUGCAUCCGAGCCUUCAGGGAGUGCUGCGAGUACAUUCAGAAGAGCAUUGCCACGGAGGACACACUUAUGCUGGGACGAACAGUGGUGGAUGCAGACUUUGACCGGUCUCUGAUCCGGAGCUACUUUCCAGAGAGCUGGUUGUGGGAGGUUCAGCGCACCAGGUCCCACCAGCUGCUCGUCACAAAACCUCUUCCAGACUCUCUGACAACCUGGCAGAUUAAAACUGUCGGCAUGUUCCAGGACGGGAUGUGUGUUGCAGAUCCUGUGACGGUGUCGGUCAGUCUACCGCUUAGUGUCGACAUCCCGCUGCCCUAUCAGGUGGUCCGAGGAGAACAGCUGGAGCUGCAGGGCUCUGUGUACAACCAGGAGAUCGACAGCAUCACAUAUUGUGUGACGCUGACAGCCGGGCCGGAACUCUGCCUGCUGCAAUCCCAGCUGGCCACCGGAGGGGCGGGGCUUCACUCCACGGCCUGCACCUGGAGCCGCCUUUCUGCAGGUGGGGUGGGCCAAGUGAGCUUCACUGUUUUGGGCCUGGAGCCUGGAGAACACACUCUGACGUUCACCCUGAAGACCCAGACCGGACCUGUGGACGUUGUGAAGAAGACGCUGCGUGUGGUGCCUGAAGGAGUGAGACAGGAGGUGAAUUCUGGAGGGACACUGGACCCGCAGGGACUCUAUGGCUCGGAGAAGAGACGGGUGGUUCUGAAGAACAGCCUGCCUGAAAACGUGGUGCCCGACUCGGUGGUGGAGAGACUGCUGACCAUCAACGGGGAGCUUCCAGUGGAAAUUGUGAGAGUGAUCCUUAAACCUGAAACCAUCAAAGAACUUGUCAAUCUGCCACCUGGGUCAGCAACGGUGGAGCUGGACAGGCUCCUCCCCAUCAUCCAGGUGUUUCGCUACAUGGAGACGACAAGCAGCUGGAACAUUCUGGGAGAAAACAUCGAGAAGAACGCAGGAGACCUCAGACAACGAAUCAAAGAAGGUCAGGUGGCCCUCAGCUCCUUCAGGAACGGGGACUCCAGCUACAGCGCGUGGAUCAAGGGCGACCCGAGCACGAUAGUCACGGCUGAGGUGGUCCGGGCUCUGGCGCUGGCCGACCCCUUCGUCUCCACGAGCCAUCAGUUGCUCUCGGAUUCUGUCAGCUGGUUGAUCCGCAGAACUCAGCAGGCGGACGGAUCGUUCAGCGAGAACUCCUCCUUCAAACGCAACAAGUUCAUGGUGGAGGGAGGAGAUAAGGAGGAGCAGUCAGUAUUUGUGACGUCCAUUGUGCUGAUGGCUCUGUGCCAGGUAUCGAGCAUCAAAGACCCCAUUCUGCAGCUCCAGUCACACGACAUCAGCAUGAACUCUGCAGCAAACUACAUUUCCCAGCAUGCCCUGAAGGUGCAGAGUGUGUACGUGCAGGCGGUGGCGACCUACGCCCUGACGCUGCAUGACCCCAGCAGCAUGGGAGCCUCUCAACUGCUCGGCAACCUGGAGACACUCGCCCGGCAGAAAGGUAACCCGGUCACGCUCCGGUACUGGCAGGAGUCCAGCGUGACAGCUGAUUGGCUGAAGCCGGACCAAAGCAGUGGUCUGACGGUGGAGACGACGGCGUACGUCCUGCUCGCCGUGCUGCUCAAGGGGAGGAUCCACUACGCCAACCCCAUCCUCACCUGGCUGUCUCAGGACCAGCACUACGGAGAAGGUUUUUACUCCAUGAAGGACACGGUUUUGACUCUGGAGGCGCUGACGGAGUACAGGAAGGUCACGCCUCGAGCCGUCCUCAGUCAGGACAUCAACAUCCGCUACAACAGGAAAGGAGCGCUGGGACAGGUCCAGCUGAGCCAGAGUCGACCUGUGGCCACGCCCAUCCAGGUCACAAAGGGCGAUGACAUCAUAGUGUCCACAGGUUAUGGGAGGGGCGUGUCCAGUGUGAAGGUUCCCUCAGACAUCUUCCUGUGCGUCAGUUUUCGGGUCAGAACCAGGUUCAAGGUGAUCGGAGCCACAAAGUCCCUGUUAAGUGUCACAGAGCCACAGGAUAGAGGCAGCCUGUGCGUCAAACAGUUCUCUGAUCAGCAGCCGAGGCUGCAGCGCCUCUGUGUGGCUGAAAAGUGUCAGUGCAUGACAGCUGCGUGCGCCUCCUACAGAGGAAACAUGGACAACACGCUGACAGCAGAAAAACGGACGGAGGAAACCUGCAAACCUCACAUCAAAUACGCCUACAAGGUGACGGUCAAGUCCUCAGCAGCAGAAGGAGACUUUAUGACCUACAGGGCCACCGUAGAUGAAGUCCUGAAGAACAGUCAAGAGUUUGAAGCAGUGAGUUCAGGCACUGAGGUGGACCUGGUAAAGAAGGCCACCUGCAGCGGGGUGGACCUCCAGAACAACAAACAGUACCUGGUGAUGGGUUCCCGGGGGUCAGAGGUCAACCACAACAACCUCCUGAAGUAUCGUGUUCCUCUGGACUCCGAGACUCUGGUGGAGCUCCUGCAGACCGAGUGUAGUUCUCCGGAGUGUCAGGACUACAUCUCCCAGCACAAACUUUGCUCUGGACCUGCAGCUGUUUGGCUGCACCUGAAUGAUGGAAGAUCAGUCUGUUUUAUUAGUUUAAAUGUAAAUGAACGAUAUUUGACAAUAAAAAUCCAAUAA
Nematolebias whitei (Rio pearlfish) is the source of this 3624-nucleotide messenger RNA. Its product is annotated as complement C5-like. The record is from RefSeq and is a predicted model, not a curated record. NCBI's taxonomy places the organism in Eukaryota, Metazoa, Chordata, Actinopteri, Cyprinodontiformes, Rivulidae. Gene Ontology annotation, molecular function: protein binding; endopeptidase inhibitor activity. Gene Ontology annotation, cellular component: extracellular region.